CCAGUUUGUGGCCCGUAUCAGCUACCAUGAAUACGGCGCAGUUCACAAUCUUGAUUCGGCUUCCGUUCGUUCGUGGUAGUUUUGUUGAUCCUCCUCAGGCGGACUGGAGCGCCGCAAAGGAUCGUGCCUUGUGGAAGGUAAUUUCCAAAACAUCUAAAACAAGUGAUCUAGACUGGGGAGAACUCGCGAACCGCUUCCAAGUCCCUCCUACUUUCAUCCUCCAGCAAGCAGCCUGGCUGUAUGAAAGACACCUUGACCAUGUCCGCGCCCAAAUGAAGAAAGUAGGGACUACAAAUACUUCUACAACACCCGGUGUUGGUGGCAGUCACGCAACCAUCGGCAGUGUGCCAAUGAGGAGAGCCGGAAGUGGGAGUUCUGGAGCUGUCUCUCGCACACCUUCUGCGAUGUCUAUACGCCAUAAAGACAGCCCUGUCCUCCGAGGGGACUCUGGUGCUCCGGCUCCGUCGCUCUCCCGCACGCCUUCAACAAACACAAUCACCCAAUCUAGGGCUCAAUUUCAACAGGCUCAGCAACCUCAUAUUCGACUUGCGCUACAGCCUUCGGCUCGAGUCGGGCUGAGUGACCAAAGACCGUCUACUCAGGCGGCACGGUCUUCAAGCAUAGAAGUCGAGAAAGAACGAGCAGGUCUAGAAGAUCCAGGAAUUAUCGAAUCAACUUCUCCUAGUUCUUCUGGAUCCGAGUCUGGCUCUGAGGACCCGAUUCACCGGAGCCAACUAUUUAAAAGGCCGCCGCGAUUUAGGGCACAAAGACCUCGAGAACACCUUGCUCCUGUAAAUGAGCCCUAUGAAGGGGACGAGAUAGAGCCAAGCGUAAAUGUAUCGCUUCCAUUUGCUAAUGUUACGAGUAGUAGAACCAACACUUCUGAGAAUGCUUUCAAGGAUGUGUUGAACCCUCCAUUAUUCGGGCGUCUUCGCCCAACCUUGUCUUCAACUGCGCAAGUCUCCAGUAAGGCAACAGGUCUGAAGUCAGGACAACCAACGAAAGGGCCGUCCGCAUCAGGAAAAGAGAAGACUUCCGAUGCGAGCUCAUCUAUAGCAAGCUCCACAAGCGAUGCCCCAAAAUCUUCUAUGACAAACUCCGGGCCCUUAAGUCCGAAGCACCGUAUGGAGUUGGCUAGACUCAGCCCCAAGAAGCGUGGGUUGAAGGGAAGAAGGGAGGGAAGUGAAGGUACACCGAGCAUGGGGAGUAGUUUCAGCGACAUUGACGACGCCAGUAUGUCCCAGUCGGCAUUGGAGGAGGCACUGCUCAGUAACAUCCAGCAUGGACGGAUGAGCACACUUAGUCAGCUACGGUCGAGGUAUCUGUGAAUCUUCUAGUAGAGUUGUGUUCGUUUGAGUGUAAUUAUAGAAGAUGGAGUGGGAACUAUCGACAUGCUAUUUGGCGAGCUUCCUUUGAGUUGGCAAGGUGCAUAACGCUUCUAGCCGCAAAUGAUUCCAAA
This is a messenger RNA of Lindgomyces ingoldianus, 1459 nucleotides long. RefSeq lists its product as uncharacterized. Bases 27 to 1328 code for a protein of 433 amino acids. Gene Ontology annotation, biological process: autophagosome assembly. Lineage: Eukaryota; Fungi; Ascomycota; Dothideomycetes; Pleosporales; Lindgomycetaceae. Gene Ontology annotation, cellular component: phagophore assembly site. The record is from RefSeq and is a predicted model, not a curated record. The transcript is spliced from 7 exons.